Molecule: messenger RNA, 2034 nt
Organism: Vavraia culicis subsp. floridensis
Lineage: Eukaryota; Fungi; Microsporidia; Pleistophoridae
Exons: 1
Coding region: 7-2025 (672 amino acids)
Cellular component (GO): endoplasmic reticulum; membrane
Molecular function (GO): long-chain fatty acid-CoA ligase activity
Source: RefSeq, a predicted model, not a curated record
AAUAAUAUGUCUGCCAAAACCUCAAACGUUUUAGAAUCAGUGAAACAUUUUUUAUCAAGGAAAAAACUUAUAAUUUUUUUUUUGGUUUACCCUGGCAUGGCCGCUUUGGAAAAUAAGAAGUUUAACAUGGUGUACGAGAAUGGUGUGUACCGCCACAUGCAGUAUAUAGAGAACAUUUCUUGCACACAGAAUGGUGCUGAGUCGCUUCACCAAGUUUUUAUCAAGUCUGUACAAGAGAAGCCGGGUGGUAAGUUCCUUGGAACGAUAAAGAACGGCAAAGUGGAGUACAUCACAUACUUAGACGGAUAUAACCGUGUCAGAAAAAUAUACUCGUUCAUCAAAAAAAUGAGCCUGGACAAGGAGGAGAUUAUAGGGAUAUUCUCUGUCAACCGAGAGGAAUGGAUAGUUUCUGAACAAGCGAUUCUUAUGGUGGAUGCCAUGAGCUGCCCAUUAUAUUCUACAUUGGGGGUUGAUUCCAUAAAGCAUAUCAUCAAUGAGACUUGCAUGCGUAUUAUGUUCGUUUCGGGGGAGAAAGCAGAGUAUUUGUACGACAAAAUACUACCGAACGGUUCUAUUGGAUUAGAAAUUAUCAUAAGUUAUGACCCUAUCCCAGAAGAAACGGUUGAUCGCUUCGCAAAUCUGGGAAUAUCAGUCUAUUUCUUUGAUGAAAUAUACGAAAAUUCGACUGAGAAAGACAUAACGCUCGAUGAUCUCAAAGUGCAAAAUUCUGUAAAUGUGGAUAAUAAUAUUUACGAUAGCCUGAGAGUGUUGAAGAAAGUUCGGAACUUGUCUCGGUCUAGACUUGACGAUGUGAUAACAAUUUGCUACACGAGUGGGACCUGCGGAAAACCCAAGGGUGCCAUGCUUACGAAUCGAAAUUUUGUGUCUGCCAUAGCAGCUUUUGCUCGCGGAGAUGAUAAAGGGUCUGUAAUAGAGAUCAGCGAUUCGGUUGUUUAUAUAUCGUAUCUUCCUUUAGCGCAUGCGAUGGAAAAGAUAUGCGUGUGUGUUAUUAUGUCUGUGAAUGCUUGCAUAGCAUUCUACAGUGGAAAUCCGAAGAAUCUGCAGGAGGACAUGAAAAUCAUAAAACCAUCGUUUCUUGUCGGUGUUCCCCGUGUUUUUAACGUAUUUAAGGAGAAAAUAGAGGAAAAGGUCAAGGAGAAAGGCAUUUUAACGAGGUUAGUGUUCAACUUGGCAUUAAAAUACAAAAGAUGGAAACAGAAAAGCGGAUCUGUUUCGAGUUACAUCGUGGACAAUUUUAUUUUCAAGAAGGUGGCAGCAGAGUUUGGAGGAAAUAUACAAUUUGGUCUUUCUGGAUCCGCUCCUCUCAAUCCAGAAGUGUGUUCAUUCUUGCAGGCUGUAUUCUCAAUGAAGUUAUACGAAGGAUACGGGCAAACAGAGGCUCUGGCUGCCAACAUACUCAAACCACCACAAUGUCACACAUAUGGAACAGUCGGUAUACCAUUCCCUUCGAACCUGGUCAAAUUAGUGCCAUCUGACAUACCAGGCCAGCAUGAAAUCCUUCUCAAGGGCGACAACGUGUUCAAAGGGUACUACAAAAAUCCUGAGAAAACGGCGGAAGUUCUCGAUGAUGACGGUUGGCUGCAUACCGGUGAUUUGGGCGUUGUAAAGGAUGACCUGUUUUACAUAGUGGGUCGUAGAAAAGAAAUCUUUAAGACGUCUCUUGGUGAGUACAUCGUUCCUGAGAAGCUUGAAGGCCUGUACAAGCAGGCACCAAUUGAUGAUAUUUUGAUAACGGGUAAAACAUGUGGUGAUUACAUCGUAGGAAUUGCGGUCUGCAUCGACAGUAAAAUCUCUAAAGAUGAAAUCCGAGAGAAAGUACAGGAAAUUGGGCAGAACGAGUAUUCAAAGGGAAAUAUCACGAAAUUCGAAAUACCACGUGAUAUACAUGUGGUAAGAGAGGAAUGGACCAUUGCUGAUGGAUUCAUCACGCCGACGGGCAAGAAGAGACGAGCAAUACUUGAAGAACAUUAUAAAAGUGAGAUAGAGUCCAUGUACAAAAAGUAAGUGUUCUAU